AUGGUCAUGAAGUUCAGUGAUGUUCCCAUGCCAAUGGGCACACAGCAAUCACGCGUGCUAGCCGAUUGGGAUAUUAACGAUGCACAGCCACUUCCGCAGGUCCAUGAAUUCGACGAUUUCAACGACUGGGCCGACGACCAUUGUCGCCUGGUCUACUCGGGGGCAAAUGAAGAAGCCAAAAAACAUGCCAGCGGCUGGGCCAUGCGUAACACCAACAAUCACAACAACAAGAUAUUAAAGAAGAGCUGUCUGGGCGUGCUACUCUGCAGCGCCAAAUGCAAGUUACCCAACGGCGCCAGCGUCCACCUACGUCCGGCUAUAUGCGACAAAGCGCGACGCAAACAGCAGGGCAAGCAGUGUCCUAAUAGAAACUGCACCGGACACUUAGUCAUACAGCCCUGUCGCGGCCAUUGCAACUAUCCGGUGACACAUUUUUGGCGACGCGAAGGAAACGCCAUAUUUUUUCAAGCCAAGGGCAAACACGAUCAUCCGCGUCCCGAGGCCAAGGGUUCCACGGAGGCGCGUCGUCUACUCUCCAGCGGCAAGCGCGUGCGCAGUCUGGCCGUCAUGUUGGCUCGCGAUGCAGCGCUCAACAAAAAAUUGGACAGCCUGCGUGCUCCGAAGAAACAGGGCAAGCUGGAAUCAUUGGUUAGGCGCAAGCGAACGCCCACUAUGACUGAGCUACAGUUGGCCAGUAGUCUUGGCCAAAACAAUAACAAUAACACAGACUCGGCCAUUGUGUAUAAUGCAGCGAGCUUUGCGCAGCCGCAGUCCUCCAACUACACUGGACAAACGACGAGCACACAAUGGGACAAUGAGCCCUACUAUGCACCGGAGUCCGUGAAUUAUGUCAAUGGCUGUGGCUACGAUAUGCUGUCCUCGCCCGGCUCCAGCAUCAGUUCCACGGCCAGCUAUUACGGCACAUUGAAUGCACAGUCGAUGCAUUCUUACGAACCGCAAUCCCAGCAGCAGACACAACAGUCGGGAAAUUAUCAGCAGUUGGGACAAGAGAAAUGGUACUACGACGAUACGUCUAGCUUGACGAGCAAUACCAGCAACCAUACCGACGAAUAUACGAUUUUCAAUGGCUACGGAAAUGUCUGCAUGGACAAUAGCAUUCCUAACAAUAACAACAAUCCAACGACUGAUGCUUUCUACACCUAUAGCUCGGAAGUUUUUAAUAGUGUGUUCGAGCCCACCAUCAAUGGCACAUCAAAUGCCGUAGAGCUGCUUUACGGCGAAACUGCUGGCUAUCAGCAGCAAAUCUCGCCACAAAGCUAUAUCACCUCCUCCUCGCCCUACUCCCAACAACAACAACAACAACAACAACAGCAUCAGCAGCAACAACAACAAACUGGAGACUAUUACUACAGCAAUACGAGUAUGAAUAAUGUGUGGAGCAUGGAACAGCUGAAUGCUGCAACAACCACAACGCCCUCCGACUAUCAUCCAACAGCAGUCCCUACAGCCCCCACAACUCUGCCGGAACACAAUCUACCGCUUCAGGCCUCGAGCGUCUUCUGUUAA
Molecule: messenger RNA, 1527 nt
Organism: Scaptodrosophila lebanonensis
Lineage: Eukaryota; Metazoa; Arthropoda; Insecta; Diptera; Drosophilidae
Gene: gcm
Product: transcription factor glial cells missing
Exons: 2
Coding region: 1-1527 (508 amino acids)
Biological process (GO): gliogenesis; regulation of transcription by RNA polymerase II
Cellular component (GO): nucleus
Molecular function (GO): DNA-binding transcription activator activity, RNA polymerase II-specific; RNA polymerase II cis-regulatory region sequence-specific DNA binding
Source: RefSeq, a predicted model, not a curated record